Molecule: messenger RNA, 2394 nt
Organism: Acaulospora morrowiae
Lineage: Eukaryota; Fungi; Glomeromycota; Glomeromycetes; Diversisporales; Acaulosporaceae
Source: the annotation of a GenBank genome assembly
AUGCACAAACUGGAUUUGGCUAACUACCCUGUUGCUGACACCCUAAAGAUGCUUGCUUCACUGUUGGAAAAGAUUACGAGCGCUAAUGACCAAUUAAAAUCCACGCAUAGCGUUAGUCAUUCCGAAACAACCUCGUCCUCAGUAUCGACGGUCUCCACUACUCCAUCUUUCACGCGUUUUCACGCACGUACUGUUCCUUCAAUAGAUAUUCAUUCUUAUCUUUCGCGGAUACUGAAGUACUGUCCAACAACAAAUGAAUGUUUCCUUUCCUUAUUGGUUUAUUUUGAUCGGAUGUCAAAGAAUGCUUCCGCAACGAACUCAGGGAAAGCCUUUUCUAUCGAUUCUUUCAAUAUCCAUCGUCUGAUAAUUGCCGGCAUCAUGGUGUCUUCCAAAUUCUUCUCUGACGUUUUCUUUACAAACUCGAGAUACGCAAAGAAUUCAAUUGGGCAUGAUGAAAAAUAUAGGCACCCAUGUAAUCUCUUAAAUUCCAUAACUUUGAGGGCUCAUGAUGAUUUCAUUAUUUUUAUGCAGAAGUUAAUAGAUCCAAAUUCAGAUUCACUAGUAAAACGAAAUUUGGAAACACAUCAAGUUCAACAACGUGAAUCCGUCUCGAUUCAUGUUUUAUUGAUGGUUGGAGGAUUACCGGUCUCGGAAUUGAAUCAGCUCGAAUUAGAAUUUCUCGUGUUGAAUGACUUUCGCCUAGCAAUUACCGUGGAAGAAUUACAACGAUAUGGCGAUCAAUUACUCAAACAUUGGACAAUGGAAGACGGAUCGAGACCAGGUGGGAGCAUAUACGAAAAUAUACGGUAUCCAAAUGGGAUUAGCAAUAUACAGUAUAAACGAACGCGACGUUUGCAUUCUACCGAUGACACAAAUACAAGCAAGGGAGGAGGAUCAAAGGCCAUGAAAGAGGAAGAUCAAUCAGAGCAUCGUAGUCAUAGAAGGGAGAAUAGUUUUUCUUCGACAAGAUCGUUGAACAUUUCAUAUCAAUCAUCAUUAACGUCAUCUCCUCAACAAUAUUCGACACAUUUGCCCAAGACACCACCACCACCGUUAUCGGGUUCGUCACCUUCCUCAUUCACAUCUACUUCAAACGGAUCGCAUCCCCCUAUAAAUGGCUCGCCAAUGAACUCUCCAUUCACACAUUAUCCACACUACCAUCACUUACACAAGCCAUACCCUCAUCAUCAAUCGCAGCAUCAUCGGUCAAUGAGUCUAGGUUCGACCAUAAAACGUGCAAACAGUAGUGGCUCAUUACUUGGCAGGGCACGUGAUUUAUCAGAAGAUUUGCAACAAUAUCAUCAAAGACAUUCAUCCCCCAAGCCCAUCAAUCCGGAAGAUCAUGCGUAUCGAAAUGCAGCGCCUUCUCCAUACCACUCCACAACUUCAAUACCAUCGUCAAUACCGUCAAAUAAUAGAGGUGGACCACAAAACUUGGUAGCCCCAUCACCAACUCAUAAGAUUACAAGUCUUAUGAGACGAAUGUCUCAUGAUUCUCCUGCAAAUUCAUUUCAAUAUCCAUUACCGUCCGCUUAUCAUUACACGGCAUAUCCGCCACCUCCGCCUCCCCCAUCAACACAAUCGUUACCCGCCACACCUGUUUCAACCUUACCCCCUCCUAUCUCAGGCAUAUCGUUUAAUCCUGCCGCUAUUGGAAGUGUUGCACAUUCCGCUGCGGUUGCUGCCUUGGGUUAUGCUCGUAGGGCGUCACUUGCUUUGCCACCAUUACCUCGUCACCUAGGAUUUCACAAUAAUGUUCCUCCUUCAGUGCCGACAGUUACCACCGAAAAUCCUGGUUUGGUGAGACGUGGAUCCGUUCCUGCAUGGAGUGGAAGUAGUCUCUCGAAUGGUAACAACAAUAAUAACACUAAUGGUACUAAUGGUAAUAGUGUCAACGGUAAUGGUGGUGGUGGUGUUCAUCAAGAGUUCAAGGUUUCGAAUUCCAACAUGUCAUUGGGAAAUGGGCCUUCGUCAUUAUCGUCUUCAGUAUCUUCUAAUUCUGUGAAUGGGCACGGUUUAAAUAAUGCUGUUCAUGGUUCCCCAUCCACUGAAUUCACGAAAAGAAGCAGUUGGGUGGUGGUUCCCAACCAUUCUCAAUCAAGUAAUUCAAGUAUUGGGCAAUAUAGUAACAACAAUCACGUGAAUCACCUUAAUUAUCAACAUAGUCAUCAUAAUUAUCACACUCAGCACAGCCAACACCCACAGAGUCAUGGACCUGGCAAUGCAUCUAGAUCAUCUUCAUCUGAUUCUUGCCAUUCUUCAUCGACUACAGGUUCGGCUUCAGAUACUUCUGGAGUUUCUGGCGUGGAUUCCUCGAUCGCGGCUUCACGUGGAGCAACGGACGAGAAUGAAAACCAAAAUAUUAAUGGUACACAUAAACAUCCCGAUAAUUGA